Messenger RNA from Actinia tenebrosa (Australian red waratah sea anemone), 3510 nucleotides. RefSeq lists its product as uncharacterized. The record is from RefSeq and is a predicted model, not a curated record. NCBI's taxonomy places the organism in Eukaryota, Metazoa, Cnidaria, Anthozoa, Actiniaria, Actiniidae.
AAUCGACGACUGUUUGUGCACGCAGCAAAUUUGAUUUCAGUUUCGUUUUGGAGGAAAUCUUUUCCGCGUUCUAAACAUACUGUUUACUUGUUAUUUACCAAAUGAAUCUCUUUUCCAAUUGAGAAGGAACUGGAAGAAAUUUUGUUAACCAGGAAAAUGGCUGGAAAAGCAAAUCUUAACGCGGAUAUUCCGCUUAGCGAGCGAAGUCCCGAUGCGAAGGUAGAGGAUGCUGAUUUUACUGCUGUUGUUUUCCGUGGAGUCGCUGAUGUUUAUUCUCCCGAUAAAGGUAUCGAAUGCUGUUAUACCAUAAAAUCGUCCGUCAAGGCGACAAAUAGGGAUUGGGUUGGUUUAUUUAAAGUUGGAUGGCAGUAUUCGAAGGAACAUUAUACCUUUGAAUGGUCGCCGUUCUUGGGAGCACAGGAAGAAGGUAAAUCCGUUCACAACAUGGUUGUUUUUAAGGCAAAAAAUCUACCAAAAUGUGAUGAAGAAUUCUAUCAGUUUUGCUACGUUAAUAGCUCCGGGGAAGUAAGGGGAGCGAGUGUACCAUUUCAAAUAAAAACGAAGGCCGACGAGACGGAGUUUGAGUUUUGUGAAGUAGAAGAUGAUGAAAGUAUGUUGAUGGUAAAAAAUCGGACCGCCAUCGCUGAGGAUUCUUUGGCAAGAGCUCUCGAAGAAAAUACCUCACUAAAAGUCUCUAUCGAAAGGAUGAAAGGCGAUUUAGAGAGAUUGACUGAAACAGUCAUGGGUCUGGAGAAAAGAAAGGCCGAAUUAAAAGCUGAAGUCAACCACGAAAGAAAACGAAAUUCAAUUCUUUCCAAGGAAUUGGAUAAGGCAAACAAAAAAGUUGGCGAGAAAAACGAAGAACUGGAAAAGUUGGGAAAGCGGAUCACAGAACUGGAGGCGUCAGUCAAAGACUUGGAGAAAAACAAGCAGGAAUUGAUGGUUAUUGUUGAGCAUUCGAACAAGAAAGUUGAAGAGUUUACUACAAUUGUUGAAAAGGAACAGAUACAGUGCUCAGAAGUGCAAAAAAGUCGGGACAAGUUGGUGAGUGAAAAACUGCAGUAUCUGCAAAAAAUUGCAGAGAACAGAGAGCUUGUAGAGAAUCUUUCCACAGAUGUGAAUAAGAAAGCUGAAGAAAUCUCGUUACUAAGAGAGGAAAAAGAAAAUCUGAACUCAGCAGUUGCAAAACUCAAGCAAGACGUGGAACAAAAAAAUGUUAUGAUUAAAGAUUUACAAGAUCAGCUCACAGGUGAAAAGGAUAAAUUCCUUCUGGCUAAAUCGCAGGCAGAAAAUGAAUCUGAAAAAUUCAAAAAGGAAUUGCAAAUGCUACUGAAGAAGUUGGAAGUCAAGAACACUGAGCUCAAGGAUCUCAAAGAUACCGUUCAGCAGCUUACAGCUAAGGUAAAAUUGCUGGAGAAGGAAAAAGAUGAGGUUAUGGAUGCAGCUUUGGCCGAAUCAGUUAGUUUUGAGAACAAGAUCAAAGCACUUAUAGAAGAAGGUAUCAUGAAGAGAGAUGAGAUCCAGACAUUGGAAUACGAGGUUGAAGACUUGAAAAAUAAAAUCGAAACAGAAAAGGGGAGAAAUUUGGCAUUAGAAGAGGACUAUGAAGCUGCACUUAGAGGGAUAGAAAACCAGUUAGAGGGAGAGAAAGCUUUAAACCACUCAUUGUGUGCUCAAACUGAUACUGCAGUUUCUGAGCUCCAAAAGCAACUAGAGCAUCAGUUACAGGCCAAUGCUGAGCAAAACCAGCUUUUGGAGACCAAGACAGCAGAAGCAAAAGAAGCUCAAGAAGAGCUUGAAAAAGAAAAGAAUGAGGUGAAAUCUUUGGAAGAGAGACUCGAGGUUGCAUUUGCUCAACUCUCUGCUGCAAAUGAGGAGGUCAAAGGACUGAAAUCUGCUAAGGAGUCUCUCCAGACGUCACUAAAUGAUACCAAGGGAAAAAAUAAAACUUCUUCCAGAAAUUCAGCUGCAUCGAUGUAUGCACUUCAGACAGCUCACACGCACCUUGAAAAGAAAUAUAUUGAAGCCAAGAAAAGCCUUGAAGAAAUGUGGAAAGAAAAGAACGAACUCAAGAGAGCUCUUGGUGCCAUUCAAAGCAGUCUUCCUGCAAGUGAUUUACGACAUGAAAUAGAAGAUUUCAGAGCUAAAAAUGAAGAUCUUCGGGUACGCUUGAAUAUGGGAGCUGAAGCCUAUAAAUCAAAAUUUAUUGAAUGCCACAGGCUAAAGAAUCAGCUGAAAAAGCUCCAAAACUCAUCAUCGUCUGAAUCACCAUCUGACAGCACAGCCAUAAUGAAGUUACAACAAGAACUGGAGGAGGAGUGUUCUGCAGGAGCUGAUGCAAAGAAAGCUCUAGAAGCAGAGAAGGAGAAGUACCAACAGAUAAAUGAAGAGCUUGAAGAGAAAAAACUUGAGUUGAAUAAACUGAAAGUGAGUCUAGAGCAGGUGGAGUCUGAGAGCCACCAAAAGGCAUCCUCUUUUACCAAAUAUGAAGAAGAAAAGGCUGAACUUACUUCUUACAUCAAAACAUUGGAAACAGACAAUGCCGAGAGAAAAAACAGGCUAGCCCAGUUGGAAGAACUGUUCCAAAAUGAGAAAUCCGAAAAACACAAUCUCAUUGAAGAAAUAAUGAACUUGCAAGAGCAGCUAAAAGUAUGGGAACAGGAGAGAGAUUUAAGGAAUAAAGAGAUAGAGGAAAUACAAAUGUCACUAGCACAAGAACAAUGUGAACGUGAUAAACUGGGAGAAGAUGCUAGGAAGAAAAUCCAGAAAUUGGAAGACACAGUCCAGAAACUCACUGAAGAAAUUGAACGAUGGAAGAAAGAAGUGGAUAUGCAUGUUGAGGCUGAGUCAAAGAUGAUUGGAUCAUCUGAAACACCUGAAACUAAAGACCAGUACCAACAAACAUCUCCAGAUCAAAGGUCUCCUCCUAUCCAAUGGCCCUGGAAUAAAAGCUCUCAUGGAAGAAUGCAUAGUCCAUGCAGUCAACAAUGGGUUCUUGUAGCAAGGAACCCAGAGGCCACCCCUCCCCCUGUUAAUCCAUAUUUUACACCAGGACCAGCACAGGAUCCAUUCCAUCUACCAUCAGUACCAGGAGCACCACCACCAUCAUCGCCAGCACAAGUACCAAUGCCAAGUUUGGAUCAGCGUGAAUGCCCAAUUUGUAACAUCUUGUUUCCUCCUAGUGCAACCACGGGGUAUAUUGAAGAGCAUGUUAAUAGACAUCUUGAUGGAACAGACCAGUAAAGAUCAGGUAUACAAUAUUGAAAAAUGCAUCUGAAGAAAAUAUCAAAACUCACAAGAAAAGUAUAAAAUUAGAUAAAUGCCAAACUAAAAAUGUUAACACCAGAUAGUCUGGCAUCAGUUUUGAUUAAGGUGGAAUGUACAAGUAGAAAAUGUAACCAUUUAAAGCCACUUCACUAAUAAGUAUGUAUCUUACAGGGGUUAGUUAAGAAAUUGUUGGAUUACUAAUCAAACCGACAAAAGCAGAAUUAAAUAUAUUAUUUCUUAAUA